Molecule: messenger RNA, 3818 nt
Organism: Drosophila busckii
Lineage: Eukaryota; Metazoa; Arthropoda; Insecta; Diptera; Drosophilidae
Gene: eIF5B
Product: eukaryotic translation initiation factor 5B
Exons: 9
Coding region: 199-3633 (1144 amino acids)
Molecular function (GO): GTPase activity; GTP binding; translation initiation factor activity
Source: RefSeq, a predicted model, not a curated record
UAAAUAUUACCGAUUUGAAAGUCCAAAUCAAGCGUAACAGUAUUUCUGUUGCAUAGAAUAUCAAAAUUUUAAAUAUUGUUUAAAGCCUUUGGCCUGUGAUUACGUUCUUGUUCACGUCGCGUGUAAAAUUUUAGCAGUGCAUUUUAAUAUAUUGGUCGGAGUUAAGAAAAGAAACGUGCUUAGGCCGGUACGGGAAAAAUGGUUAAAACGAAAAAGGGCAAGAAAGAGAUACUGACACCAGCAGAGAGUGGUUCAUCAGGCGACGAGCACAGCGAUGCAAAUCCUGAAAUGGACUCGGACAACGAUAAAGUGAGCAGCAACAAUAAAAAAAAUCAAAAGGCUAAGAAAAGCACAAAGAAAAGCCCAUUAGAAGGAAGCGAUGAGGCAGGUGAUGUGUCAAAGGCCGUUAAAAAAGUGGCUGCCAAAGGCAAGGGAAAAUCAAAAGCUCAGGUUAUUGACGAUGAAUCCUUUGAAGAGCCGGUGAAAAAUUCAGCAUUUGAUCUACUGGUCGAGGAUGAUGAUAAUGAUCAAGUCCCAGCAGACGAUGAUAAUGGAUCGGAAAGGGAAGAUGAGGCUGUAAAGCCUCAGAAGCAUGAAAAGAAAAGCAAAAAAUCAAAACGCAAAGGCAAGGACGAAGACGAUGCAUACCUUGACAAGAUGUUAGCUGAAUUGCAAGCUGAGUACGCUGGUGAAGCACCAACAGCAGCUCCGGAUGCAGAGAUCGAAGAACCUUCAAAAAAGACAAAGAAAAGUAAGAAACAGCAGCAACAAGCGGUAUCUGUCGAGGAGGCCAACGAGAAAGGAGACGAUGAUAAUGAACUUGAGUGUGACGGGUCAGAAAGUACUAUGAAAACGGCGGCUCAAAAGAAAAAGGAAAAAAAAGAGCGACAAAAACGUGAAGCUGCGCUUUCCAAGCAGCGUGCCUUUCAAGCGGAGGACAAGCAAAAGUCAGUACCAGUGGCAGUCUCAGAACCUGAACCUGAACAAGUCACAAAUGAGGAAAUUCAACCUGAUGUUGAUGGUGCUGAAGAAGUGGAUGAAAAUAGCAAGGCUGCCAAAAACAAAAAAAAGGGAAAGAAGGAAAAGAAAACUGAGGCCGAUGAGGAAAAAAAAGAUACAAAAAAGAAAGGCAUGUCGUCCGCUAUUGUUGCUGCAAUGCAGGAGCAGUUAAGAAAGCGUAAAGAGGAAGAGGAGCGUUUACAAAAAGCGGAGGAAGAGCGUAUGCGGCUGGAGGACGAACGCGAGGAGGCACGUCUAGAGGCUGUGCGAUUGGAAGCUGAAAAGAAAGAAAAGAAAAAGCAAAAGGAGGCUGAACGGAAAGCGCGACUAAAAGCUGAAGGAAAACUCCUCACUAAAAAGCAGAAAGAAGAUCGCGCCAGAGCACAGGCGCUAUUAGAUUCUUUAAAAGCACAAGGCUUGGAAAUACCAGAUCCCAGCGAUCGACGCGCUCCUAGACCAGGCACACGCAUUAGACCCAAUAAGAAAAAAAAUGCUAAGGAUGAAGCUGCUAGCGAGGAAGAUGCGCAACAGGCUGCAAAUGCUAAGUCAGAGAUAGAAAUAAAAGAGCAAACUUCUACAGAGGAAGUGGUUAAAGAAUCCUGGGACGCCAGUGACAGCGAUGGUGAGCCAGAUGAGGAAUCACAGGGGACUAAUGCGACCCCAAAUAAUGAUGAGCAGGAUACUGAUGAGGAUGAUAGUGAUAGCGAAAGUAGCAGUGAUGAUUCCGAUGAAGCUGAGGAGUCUGAAAAGGAAGACGUUGCGUUAGCGAAUGAUCCUGAAUCACGUCGCUUGCGUGCCGAAGCGCGUAUCUUGAAGCGUCAAGCGGACGCGGAAAAAAAAUGCACUACUGAUGAGCUACGUGCCGCCGUUGUCUGCGUACUUGGUCACGUAGACACAGGUAAAACAAAGAUAUUGGACAAGUUAAGACGCACCCAUGUUCAAGACUCUGAGGCGGGCGGUAUUACACAACAAAUUGGUGCAACCAAUGUGCCCAUCGAUGCCAUCAAAGAGCAAACAAAAUAUGUAAAAAAUACUGCUGGGUUUGAGCAUCGUUUGCCCGGUCUGCUUAUUAUAGACACUCCUGGCCACGAAUCUUUUAGUAAUCUGCGCAAUCGUGGUUCCUCCCUUUGUGAUAUUGCCAUUUUGGUGGUGGACAUUAUGCAUGGUCUAGAGCCUCAAACAAUUGAGUCUAUACAGUUGCUCAAAAAGAAAAGGUGUCCGUUUAUUGUGGCGUUGAAUAAAAUUGAUCGUCUGUAUGAUUGGAAAGUACUGGCGCGCAGAGAUGUGCGCGACGUAAUUAAGGAGCAACAAACAAAUACUCAACUGGAGUUUCAACAGCGAAGCAAGGAAGUUAUGUUACAGUUUGCAGAGCAGGGCUUGAAUGCAGCACUAUUUUAUGAUAACCCGGACCCCAAGACCUACAUCUCACUGGUGCCAACCAGCGCUAUUACUGGCGAAGGCAUGGGAAAUUUGCUUUUCAUGAUAACUGACUUUUGCCAAAACAUGCUGGCCAAGCGACUAAUGUACUCAGAGGAAUUGCAGGCCACUGUGCUGGAAGUAAAAGCGAUUCCUGGACUGGGCACCACAAUUGAUGCCAUUCUGAUGAACGGAAAAUUGAGGGAGGGUCAGACUAUGAUUCUUGCUGGCACUGAUGGACCAAUAACCACGCAGAUACGUUCGUUGCUAAUGCCCCAGCCAAUGAAGGAAUUGCGCGUAAAAAAUGCUUAUAUAGAAUAUAAGGAAGUAAAAGCUGCACAGGGUGUUAAGAUUGCGGCUAAAGAUCUAGAGAAAGCUAUAGCGGGUAUUAAUUUACUCAUCGCACACAAGCCCGACGAGAUUGAAAUAUGCAAAGAUGAGGUAGCCAGAGAGCUUAAAAGCGCUUUAAGCCAUAUAAAGUUGGCUCAAAGUGGUGUAUACGUACAGGCCUCAACCUUAGGCUCACUGGAGGCGUUACUCGAAUUUCUGCGCACAUCCAAAAUUCCGUAUUCCGCCAUUCGCAUUGGUCCUGUGGUUAAACGUGACGUUAUGAAAGCCUCUACAAUGCUGGAGCAUGAAGCGCAGUAUGCAACUAUUUUGGCAUUUGAUGUCAAAGUGGAACGCGAAGCUCAAGAAAUGGCAGAUACAUUGGGUGUCAAAAUAUUCCAGGCAGAUAUUAUAUAUCACCUGUUUGAUAAAUUUACCGCAUACAGAGAGGAGCUGAAGCAAAAGAAACGCGAAGAGUUUCGAUCUAUAGCCGUAUUUCCAUGCAAAUUAAAGAUACUGCCACAGUUUAUAUUCAAUAGCCGCGAUCCAAUUGUCAUGGGUGUUAUGGUAGAGAAUGGUAUUGUUAAAGUGGGUACUCCAAUUUGUGUGCCCAGCAAAGAGUUUGUGGAUAUUGGUGUAGUCACUUCAAUUGAAUUGAAUCAUAAGCAAUUGGAUUCAGCCCGCAAGGGUCAAGAGAUUUGUAUCAAGAUUGAGCCGAUUCCUGGUGAGUCGCCCAAAAUGUUUGGAAGACACUUUGAAGCUGAGGAUAUGCUUAUCAGCAAGAUUACCCGCCAGAGCAUUGAUGCCUGCAAGGACUACUUCCGCGAUGAUCUAAUCAAGGCCGAUUGGGCACUGAUGGUGGAGCUCAAAAAGCUUUUUGAAAUUUUGUAAAAUUCUUUAUAGUCAAUAAUGGACAACGACAAUGAAGAGCGUAUAAACACACACACUCAAAUUGGAUCUUUCAAAAAAAAUUAAGUACGAAAGUGUGCCAAUCCAUUUUAUGCUAAAUACAUAUAUGUUAUUUUUGUAUUCUUAUGAUUUGCAGUUUCAGUCGUCGGUUUUUCGCUUGCAAAAAA